AAAGCGCUUUUGUUUUAUAUUUUCCUCAAACCCUCUGCAACUUUCCCGGCAAGCCACUAUGGCGGAGAAACCUCCUUCCUCCUCCUCCAGUGGAGUCUUAAAGGAAAUCUUGCUCUCUUACACCUACGUCUCCAUCUGGAUCACCCUCUCAUUCUCCGUCAUUAUCUACAACAAGUACAUUCUCGAUCCCCAGUUAUACAACUGGUCUUUCCCCAUCUCCCUCACCUUAAUCCACAUGGCUUUCUGCUCCACUCUCGCUUUCAUCUUUGUCCGAGUUCUCAAAAUUUUCAGCUCAGUUUCCAUUCCUAAAUCCACCUAUCUCCGCUCGGUCAUCCCCGUCGGUGCCCUCUACGCACUAUCUCUCUGGCUCUCCAACUCCGCUUACAUCUUCCUCUCUGUCUCCUUCAUUCAAAUGCUCAAAGCUCUCAUGCCAGUCGCUGUUUACUCCAUCAGCCUUCUCUUUAAACGGGACCGUUUCAAGCCCACCACAAUGCUCAACAUGCUUUCUGUCUCGCUCGGCGUCGCCGUCGCCGCCUACGGCGAAGCACGUUUCAACCUCUGGGGUGUGGCUCUGCAACUCGGCGCCGUCGUCUUCGAGGCCACCAGGCUUGUGAUGAUCGAGAUGCUCCUUAAUUCGAGAGGAAUCAAGUUGAACCCAAUCCAGACACUGUACUACGUGGCUCCCUGUUGCUUCAUCUUCUUGCUCGUGCCAUGGAUUUUCGUGGAGCUCCCACUGCUGAGAGUUUUGUCGAACACGUUUAGCGUGUCGGGUUUCGACGUUCUUAUCUUCGGAACCAACUCGUCGUGCGCUUUCGCGUUGAACCUCGCUGUGUUUUUGCUGGUUGGGAAGACGUCGGCGCUGACAAUGAACGUCGCCGGCGUCGUCAAGGACUGGUUACUGAUUACCUUCUCGUGGUCGGUGAUCAAGGACACCGUCACUCCGUUGAACUUGGCGGGUUACGGGCUUGCUUUUGUAGGUGUUGCGUACUACAACCGGUGCAAGUUUCUGGCGUUGAGGGAGCAGGAGGCGCAGAGGAAAGCUAUCAAGUCUGACGAGGAGGCCGCCGCGUUAAUGCGGCAGAGACAAGGGAACAAACAUUCACAAGCUUGA
This is a messenger RNA of Carica papaya (papaya), 1111 nucleotides long. Lineage: Eukaryota; Viridiplantae; Streptophyta; Magnoliopsida; Brassicales; Caricaceae. The record is from RefSeq and is a predicted model, not a curated record.